GACAGCUGUCCAAUAGAGAGCCUCAGUGCUAGUACGGCUCGUGGCUUAAGUGCCGCCACGGUCUGAGGAAUGUCAACUAUUCAACAUGGAGGCGGAGGUGGAUAAGCUGGAACUGAUGUUCCAGAAAGCUGACUCUGAUCUGGAUUACAUUCAGUAUAGGCUGGAAUAUGAAAUCAAGACUAAUCAUCCUGAUUCAGCAGGCAAGAAAAGUCCAGUUACACUGUUAAAGGAACUGUCAGCGAUAAAGUCUCGAUAUCAAACUUUGUAUGCACGCUUCAAACUAGUUGCUGUUGAGCAGAAAGAGACUAAGAGCCGCAUUUGUGCUACUGUGAAUAAGACUAUGAACAUGAUACAACAACUACAAAAGCAAACAGACCUGGAGUUGUCACCACUGACUGAAGAAGAGAAAAAUGCAGCAGAGCAAUUAAAAUCUCACAUGCCAGACUUACGAAGAAAUGGACUUCCAAAAGGGAACUCUAAUAGAGAAGAAAUCAAUUCCACAAAAAUUUAGGAAGAUGUCUUUUAAUGGUUGAUAACUAGUGGGAGGGGGCUGGUGAAGGAGAAGAAGGUUUGGCUGGGACUGGUUAAUGCUGCCUUUCAUAUGAGAGAAGAAUAAUAAAGUUCAGCCAAAAAGAUGAAAUUGGAAUAAAGGGUUUUACUUACAUACACACACAAGUAUGAGAGGAAGUGCUAGAUAGAGUAUGUGAAAGAAAAUAAGAAUUAGUGGGUGGCACCUGUGGCUCAAGGAGUAGG
Messenger RNA from Nycticebus coucang (slow loris), 753 nucleotides. It is a transcript of the gene SKA2, whose product is annotated as spindle and kinetochore associated complex subunit 2. The transcript is spliced from 4 exons. The record is from RefSeq and is a predicted model, not a curated record. NCBI's taxonomy places the organism in Eukaryota, Metazoa, Chordata, Mammalia, Primates, Lorisidae. Gene Ontology annotation, cellular component: outer kinetochore; spindle microtubule. Gene Ontology annotation, molecular function: microtubule binding. Gene Ontology annotation, biological process: chromosome segregation; cell division; mitotic cell cycle. The coding region runs from base 86 to 511 and encodes 141 amino acids.